UUCGACAUAACAACGAUCUGCUAAAAUGACUGGCCGUGGCAAGGGAGGCAAAGGACUCGGAAAGGGAGGCGCCAAGCGUCAUCGCAAAGUUCUGCGUGACAACAUCCAGGGUAUCACCAAGCCCGCUAUCCGUCGUCUGGCUCGUCGUGGAGGAGUCAAGCGUAUCUCUGGUCUGAUCUACGAGGAAACCCGAGGUGUGCUGAAGGUGUUCCUGGAAAACGUGAUCCGUGACGCUGUCACCUACACUGAACACGCCAAGCGCAAGACCGUUACUGCUAUGGACGUCGUCUAUGCCCUGAAGCGACAGGGACGCACCCUGUACGGUUUCGGAGGUUAAACUGGACGCUGGAUUUAUUCUGUCAAUUUCUAUCAAACCAACAGCCCUUUUCAGGGCUACCAAUUUUUUCUGGAAGGAGAUUUAUUCAGUAUUUUCAAACUAUUGAUAUGUUUGUUGCUUGCUAACCCAAAUAA
This is a messenger RNA of Uranotaenia lowii, 471 nucleotides long. Its product is annotated as histone H4. The record is from RefSeq and is a predicted model, not a curated record. Gene Ontology annotation, biological process: nucleosome assembly. Bases 26 to 337 code for a protein of 103 amino acids. NCBI's taxonomy places the organism in Eukaryota, Metazoa, Arthropoda, Insecta, Diptera, Culicidae. The transcript has a single exon. Gene Ontology annotation, molecular function: DNA binding; protein heterodimerization activity; structural constituent of chromatin. Gene Ontology annotation, cellular component: nucleosome.